Messenger RNA from Rubroshorea leprosula, 1399 nucleotides. Lineage: Eukaryota; Viridiplantae; Streptophyta; Magnoliopsida; Malvales; Dipterocarpaceae. The record is from the annotation of a GenBank genome assembly.
AUCUUUAAUUUUCUCUAUUAGAGAUAUGUUUUAAUGAGUAGUAUCAUUUGCUGUCAAUAGCAUGCUUCAUAUCCUGAUCUGGGUGCAACUACUUUCUUCUUUAGUGUAUGUGAUGGUGAUUGAGGUAAGAAUUGGAUGCCUCCAAUAAGGUAGCCUAACUGAGAUAAUGUAAACAUUAGAUGGCUUUAGUGUUCAGUCUCUAACACUUGACUGAAUUAUUACAAGCAGGGCAGAUUCUGAUUGGAAGCAUUAAUACGUAAAAACAGAAAGGAAGGAUUGGGAAGUUUUAAUUGAUUUGGUUUCCAGGUGAAGCAUAGAUUUGAUUUUGUUACCCUUCGCAAAUUUUCAUGUACUGCUGUGAAUUUUCUUAGAAACCCAACUGAAGUUAUUUUGUUGCUUGUCAUUAGAAAUUCAGGGUUUUGAAAUGAGGUUAACUUCAAAGCGUUUAAAAUGAGCAAAGAUUGAAUGAUGCUGGUAGUGAUUCUGAAAAUGAACAACUGAUGAUGGUGUGAUGAAAUGGGGAAGAGGAAGAUGCAAGUCUUGUAGAGGAAGAGUCCCGGGUUCUGGUCUCCAAUGAACUCCAAGUACUCCUAAGUGGUAUCAUUUCUGAUUUUGGUGUCAUAAACUCCAACUGGUCUCCUAUAAGUUCUGUUUAGGUUGAAGAGCAGUCCUCCAAGUCCAUAUAAAGCUUGUUACUAGAUCCAAAUUCACAGGUUCAUUAGCAAAUAUGUGGGUUUGUGAUUCUGCAACGUCAAAAUCCAGUUUCCUGCCAGAAGAUAUGCUCCUGCUUGUGCUUAUAUGAUGGUGAAGCAAUUGAAGAAGGGGACACUGACGAUGAUGCUAAUGUUGUUGAUUUUGAGAUUGCUUCUAAUGGUGAAAGGCAACAGGAAAAGGAGCGUGGGAGAGAAGGCCUCCCGUGGAGCUAAGAAGUCUCCCUGCUCCGACUACUCUGGGAAGCAAAUAAAGAAACAAGACAAGCAGGGGAAAGUGCCCUCAAAGAGAAAGUAUAGAAGAAUCUUUCUUUGGGUCGCCAACACUCUGUAAGUAGCAGAAUCAGGGAACCCUUCCAUGGAGAGACAUCAAACUCAUAGCACCUUUGAACACUGAACACUCAAAAAGACAGUCUGGGAAAGCAAGGCAAUAUCUUAUCAUUCUUAGAAAGAGUUGACUUGGACAAAAGUUUCUGCUUCUUCCUAGCCGUCAUUCUUCACUAGAUUACAUUCUUUCUUUUGGUUGGACGAUACUUCUAAUUCAUGUUUAUCAACAAUUUUUAAUGGGAAAUCCAAACUCCAAGGUAGGCUAUUUGCUUCCGGAUUUCCACCUUUCUUCGCUACCUAGGAUGCAGUUUGAAACAGCUUUUGUAAAUAACCUUCUUUAGGAAUAUACAACAGAUUUUGGA